GCGACGGCCAACACGCCAAAUUCGAGGCUUCAAAACAUCAGUCCACAAACCAACGGGUGACGUCACGAUGACGACGCCCACUUCUUACAUAUAGUUUAUUAACAAAACAAACAAAUUGAGGAUAUCCCGGUGGGCUCUAAGAAAUUGUGAAUGCCUAUAAAAAAUGAUUAAGCAAGGAAAUAAUCUGCUAAUUAAUACAAUCGUUAGUUGCAGUUCUACAAAAAUACCUGUAUCGACCCACACCAACCUGUUUCAAAUCCCCCCCGCUCUCUACAGUUGUGGUUUUUCAACCUGUGUGAAGUGUCUCGACAUCUCUCCAACAUCCAAGAUCAAAGACCCGAUGGCGGCAUCGACAGCAACUCUGUUGCCAGUUAAAGCGAAGAAGGCCGCCACCAGCCCGAGCUCUUAUCCGACCCGAAGAUUAAAGACCAGACUUACAGUAUCUGUCUGUUCUCCUUCAAGUGGGGCGAACUCGUGGAGGGCCUAUUGAUCUGGUGUUUGUGGAGAAGCACCCUUUAUGACUGGACCUAUAGGUGCUGUCUGGAGGAGACUGAGGGCUCAAUCAAUAUCUACCUGCAUCUCUUCGAUUCCCUUCCAUCUUCUCACCUUACUUACUCUCUCCCUCCCAUGUGUGACUCCUUUGAUAAUCCUCCUUCUGAAAUACAGAAUACAAAACCACCCCAAAAAAAAUGCCCGCGUCCAGCUCGGGAUCUAUUUUCUCCACGUGCAGAGAACGAAUCUGACAAGAAAGCACACAGAUAAUCUAUUAUAAAUGAUACGUUCUCUCGUUUGGAUGACUUUACAUAGAAAACAAUCAGCGUGGUUGUUGUGACGUGCCACUGGUGUGUGCUUUUGUAGUGUUGCUCCAACGUUAAUUCAUCAGAAGUAGGUGUGGAAAUGACUGCACUCACUGAAAGGUGGCCACCAUUAUGUCUGUAAGAGGCCACACUUUCACCUUAUCUAGUGGGGGGGGGGGGUCACAGCCUAGCAACACUGGGUCUGAGCAUAGCAACAGCAGAGUCGGUCCAGGGUUUCGGUAAUUGGACCUUUUGACUCAGUGCCAGAGGAGCAAAUACAGACAUACGUCAGCACAGGGGUGCAUGUAGUGCAACAGCCUGCCAAAAAUAUGCAUGUUUGAGAGAAAAAGCACCCGGUUUAUUUGAGUGUUUUUGCAGUGUCUCCGUUAGUAUAAUACAUAAUGUGAUGCUAUACAACGCUUUCCGCUCCCUGCAUGCUGAACUGUCCUUGGGAAGGCGCAGUAUAUAUGUGUGCGUACAUGUAUGUAUGAGGAUCAUUGUGGGUGUGUGUGUGUGUCACGGUGUGUUCAUGUGCCCCAGAGGUGUGUGAAGAGUCUCCACUCAAGGUCAUAUCAUCUUCUUAUAGAGACACAGAACAUUAACCAUCAAGGCACCAUCUUGUCAGAAUUAAUUGACAACCAGCUGGAAGUCCUCUUAAGUGAAAGGUCGAUGUCGGCAUGAUGAAUUUUGAAGCACUGGCAUCGGCGUCAUUGUGGUGGAAAUAAAGAAGUCACAACAUGGGGGAUGUAUCGCCAAUUGGAAGUAUAAAUGGACUGAUUAUACCAAGAUGAUGCAGUUAGAGAGAGAAACGGGCGGGAGGAACUGUGGACUGAUUAGAGAUGGCGUAAUGGACGCGGGCGGAGAGUACAUCACGAGACAAGAAAUGGACGGCUAACAAGAGUAGUGGAGAGGAUGUGUACUGUACAAAUAAUAAUUAGAUGUACUCUAAUCUAAUGUAGUGGAAGGAUGGGAGUCUUAAGUGCACUGCAAACAAAUCUCCAUCACAUCAAUCCCUAUCGUCCCUAAUUGAGCCCUAAAAGUCUUGCUAUAUAAAAACACGUAAUCAGAAAUCUGCAAAGAAAGGGAGAUUAUUUCAACAUGUGUCCUAUAUGGAUAUAGUUCUUUUACUAUUUUUGCUAGAAAUGGGAUGAGAAGAUGUUUUUAUUACUUUAAAGGUGCAAUAUGUGAUACCUGGCCACGUGCUCCAGAGAAAUAACAGGCAGCAUUUCAACUCUACUUCCUGGUCCAUACAAUCUAAACUUACUGUCAUCAGUUAUUAAAGAAAAAAAGAAUACGCGAAAUUCAACCUAAAUGCUCAAACCCUGAGAGCCGGUCACAAUAGCUGCUAUCUUAUAAUGUUCAUUUGUAGCUGUCUCGGGUUUAUUGGGCCACUUCCAUGUAUGUUUCCAUAAUUUGGCAGAAAACAAUACGUAUUUUUCGUUAUAAAUACAAGGUGUCCACUUUGGAUUUAAUCCAGCAAACAAACUAUUAAAGUUUGUGCACGAGUGCAUCUCUACUUCUUCGUUCUCUCUUGGACUGAAGGCAGACUGGACGCUGCAGUGACUCGCUAUCGCCUCUCAAAGUUCAAGUGUUAUUACAAGACAGGACUAGCCGGGGCUAGUGUUGUGUAUAGGAAGAAGCUAGCAGGGCCUAGGAUGGAUCCCUGAGGAACCCCACAUUAGAUACAGCUAGAAAUAAUGAAAGAAUACCCAAAUUGACUGAAAAAGACCCGUAUAAUUAACACCAGUGUGAAGCUGUGACAUUAUUGCCAACCACGUCUUGAAGGCAAUUAAUUCAGACGGCGUGAUUGACGCGUUUUAAAUGCCACGAGAUCCAGAAGAAGUAAGAUAGCGCCUUCAUCAAAGACCCAAACGGAUAUGUUUUCUCUUUUUUUGCACAUUGCAACCUUGAAUUCUUUGUUAUUGUUAUCUUUGUUCCGUCUUAAAAAAAGCCACUAAAAAGAUCUUUAUCAUGAUAACAGACAUGCUGAGGGAGCGAGGCUUGUGACAAAGACGGUUAGAAAAUGUGAGAGGGCGAAACAUGAGGUCGACGGUGUCACUGAUGCUGCUGGGUGUAAUCAGUGGGACACACUAACAUAGACACACGCAUCUUCUGCCUCGCUUUCACCGCUUUUACAUUCUGCUCAUGUUCUCAGCUUCACUGUAAAUGUACACCAGAGAAGAAAGAAAGGGGGCUUGGUGACAGAAAGGGACACAAUGAGAAGGGGAGAGGAGGAGGAGGAGGAGGAGGAGGGUGCAGGAAAGCAAAGAGGAAUUGAGGGAAGGAGACGCUGGGGGUGAGUGAGUGGAAGCGCUCAUUAAUAAGGAUUUAAAGGAUGUGAUGAGAGGAUAGUGAGCGAAGCAGACAGCGUUUUUGCAGGACUGAGGGAGGGGAGGGAGGCUGAUGCGAGAGAAAGAAAGAGAUGGAUGGGAGGGGACAAGGGAGUCAAAAAAAAGGAGGUGAGAGUUGGACAGUAGAGAAGCAACAUCACCGGUCAACUGUGCACGUAUUGAUCCACGACAACCAGGUGGUUUUAUCCGCCGGCAGCCACACAAGAAGAAGAAAGAAAAUAAAAGAGGAUUGCUGUGUUCUGCCGACCGCCGGAUGAAGAGUGUGUGAGAGCACUCCAGCUGAGCGACACAACACGCACAUCACACGCGAGAUGAACACAUUCAGUUUGCAAGAGAGCCGGCGCUGCCAGCGAAACCUCCUCCUGCUACUUUCAGUCGCUGCCAGUUGUUGAGUUGAGAUUUAGACGCUGUUUGAUGUAGACCAGAGGCAGCGUUCGAGACGCAGGUGAAGCACUUAUCAGGUAGUGCGUUUGCUUGCUUGCUUGCUGUACAUCUGUGCUUGGAGACCGGCUGUUUAUGGUAUAUAGAGAUACGCCAGCAGAAGAGGAUCUAAGGAUAUUCGAGUGCCAGAGAGUUUGUGAGCAUGACUUGAAAUCUGGAGGGAAGAAAAGAAGAUUUAAAGACAAACUCCCGGAGAAGCAACACCCAGAAAAUUCGCAGAUCUCGUGGGGGAAAUAUCUGAGAUCCCCGGGAGUCAAGAUGUGGAUUAGGGGAUGAGUCCUGAGGGGGAGCCAAGGAGGCAUGAGGUUGUGGAGGGUGAGAGGGCAAGAAUGGGCCGCUCCUACCCUGUGCCACGUCCGGCUGCCUCGGCGUGAGCAUGCAGGUCCUUCAGAUCGUCAAGGAGCUGGUGUCGCCCUCCAGACGCAGGGCAGCGGCCAGAUUUGGAGCGUCUGAUCAGGAUGCGGCGGUGAAACUUGACCAGGAGCGGGCCGAGAUCGUCGCCAAAUAUGACAAGGGAAAAGAAGCCAUCGUGGAGCCCUGGGAGGACACCAACUUCCACCUCUACAAAGUCAUCGACCGCUUUGGCUUCGUUCAUAAGAAUGAACUUCCAUCCUAUGACUCAGUGGAGGAGAAGCAAAAACACGUGGAGGUGGAGAGGACCGGGAAAUGGCUGAAGAUGCUGAAGAGUUGGGACAAAUACAAGAACAGCGACAAGCUGGUCAGGAGGGUCUAUAAGGGAAUUCCCCUGCAGCUCCGAGGGGAGGUGUGGUGUCUGCUGCUCGAUAUUCCCAAAAUGAAGGAGGAGAAGAAAGACUUCUACGAGAAACUAAAAGCCAGAGCCAGAGGACUCUCCCCAGACAUCCGUCAGAUCGACUUGGAUGUGAACCGCACCUACAGGGACCACAUCAUGUUCAUGCAUCGCUACGAUGUCAAGCAGCAGGCUCUCUUCCACGUCCUCACAGCCUACUCCAUCUACAACACGGAGGUGGGCUACUGCCAGGGCAUGAGUCAGAUCACAGCUCUGCUGCUGAUCUACAUGAACGAGGAGGACGCCUUCUGGGCUCUGGUCAAGCUGCUGUCUGGACAGAAGCACGCCAUGCACGGGUUUUUUAUCCCCGGCUUCCCGAAGCUGAUGCGUUUCCAGGAGCAUCACGACCGCGUCCUCAGGAAGACGAUGCCCAAACUGAAGCAGCACCUGGACCAGCAGGAGGUGUUAACCAGCCUCUACACCAUGAAGUGGUUCUUCCAGUGCUUCCUGGACAGAACUCCCUUCACUCUCACCCUCAGGAUCUGGGACAUCUACAUCUUGGAGGGGGAACGAGUGCUGCCCACUAUGUCCUACACGAUCCUCAAACUGCACAAGAAGCACCUGAUGAAGCUGUUGAUGGAGGAGCUGGUGGAGUUUCUGCAGGUGACUUUGGCCAAAGAUUUCGUCUUCGAGGACGACGUUGUGGUGGAGCAGCUACAGGCGUCCAUGACGGAGCUCCGGAGGGCAAAGCUGGAGCUGCCCGCACCAGGUAAAGAAGAAGAGUUUCCCAAGAAGCCUCUGGGGCAGCUUCCUCCCGAGCUGGCCGUGGUGGUGAACCACGUGGCCAACGGUCUGAGCCAUGUCGAGCCAGCCGAGCCUCCCGGGGAACCGAGUUCGGGGACCCCCGUACCAGAGCGCCAGCGGGAGAGUCGGCCCCCCAGCCGGUCGCGCCGGGACUCGCUGGAGAAAUCGAUCCGCCACCACAGGGUUGACAAGAGGGAUGUGCGCUCCAGGGGCUCCGGGGAGAUCCCCCAUGAGCAGAGGAAGCAGUCCGCCUCCACCACACCUGAGAGGAGAGCAACACCACCCUCAGCCCCCACCCCACAGCUCACCAAAGGAGAUCGGGUGAAGCCUCAGAGCCACGCCAUCGCCAACCAUAACACCAAUGCGGGCUCCAGCUCUCACAGAGAAAUCACCCCCCGGUGGUUCAAACCCUCCGACACCAAGCUGGAAGCGGUGAAGGCGGCGGCCCGCGAGGUCCAGCUGAGCAGAGGGGCGUCGCCGGCUCCUUCCAGUCCGGAAGACGGCGCACCGCCCCACCAGCGCCGGCCGCGCCCCAAGGGCUUCAUCCCCGACUCCAACCGCGGCUCCAACGCCUCCCAGUACGACAAUGUGCCGGGGCUGCCAGAGCAGAACUUCGAGAUCCUGGAGCUCGACAGACCUCCGUCCAGAAUGAGGACCCCUCGCAGUGAGACGCCUUUCAGCGUAUCGUCCCUCCAUCAGGGAAGCCCCAGCCUGGCCGGGAGCGUCGUCUCUGUGGCAUCGGGUCCCAGGAUUGUCCAACACCCUCUUCCUCCUGCGUUUUCCCACAACAGUCCAGGAGGAGUCCACGCGGGCUACCCCGGCAGCCAGAGCCAGUACAACAGCACUCCCCAGCAGCACUCCCCAGCCAGAACCACCACCGAAGUCCCCAUCUUGCAUCCCGCCUACAGCGUGAGCCUGGACCACAGAGGAGAGGAAAGACUCUAUGCUCCGCCCUCUCGGCUUACCCCGCCCUCCAACGUGGUGUACGGCGAGCGAGCGUACGCCACCACGCAGCGCCAAAACAACCACCACUCCCCAGAGAAGGCGCUCAUGAACAACUCCUACGCCACAUACCAGCCGCCGCCGCCGAGCUCCAACCGCAACGCCAGGCCUCCCCCGGAGCACUCCACGCCUAUCUACCUGCAGCAACUCACCUCCACCGCACAGGCCUACGCCCCGGUGGACUACGGGUUUGAGGGGCGUCAGAGGAGCGAGGCGGUUCCACACUACCUACCGGAAGGUGGGCCUCGGCGGCCUGUGGACGGGCUCCCGUGGGCACCGGAGGACACUCUGCCCCUUCAAUCCCCGGGCGGGGUGCCACGCUCGCCCAGCUUCCAGCGAGCCCAAAUGUCCCCCGUUCAGGAGUUCGCUUUCCCCCCGAACCCGGACGACCUGCUCCACUACAGGACUCAGUUCCAGAAGCAGCAGCAGCCCGUCGUAAGGCAACAGCUCCCCCAGCUGUUUGGAGGACCACACUACAGGCACGCACAGGAGGCGUUCGCCAUGCAGGAGUCCAUGCUGCUGUGAUUGGACGAUAAGAGAAACGGCGAGACACUGUAAAAUAAACCGAGGUGUAGUCACUGACACUGUGGUAAAGAUGAGCUUUGUUAGGGGCCUGCUUGUGUUCUUUAUGUGUGAAGUACUGACCUUCUGACUGUCCCGCUGCAGGACGCACCAGCCUCCGAAGUUUUUACCGAUCACUUUAAAAAAACUGACUGAAGAUUUUAUUUUAUUUUUGGAUGUAAAUCAUUAACGAGCGCUGACAGUAUAUAUCUUCUAGAGUCUGAUAUGUACAGUGGAUUCUUGUUGUUAAACACGCUGAGUUGUUAUCAGCAGCGAGGGAACGUUCUCCUGAAAAAAAGUCCGAUUUAAUUUUCCAUCUUUAUUUUUGUAUAUGUUACGUUGGAGAUCGGUUCACUCUAAACGCUCGUGAAUGUUAUCUUUCAGAGAGGAAGCAGUAACACUAUGUCCAAUGAUAGAGUAUUGAUCUCCAUUGUGCAGCGCCGCCACAGUAGAACAAGCAGGGUUUAUUUUUUUUAUCUUUACAGUUUCGGUGAGUUUAUUCCCGAUUAACUGAUUCAUCUCUCGUACACGCGUGAAGUUGGAUAUUUAAAUGCGUUUCAGGCCAGUUUUUGGUUAAAUUCCGACCCUGAUUAGAGACUAAAGGCAGAGAGCGCUAAUGUGUGAGGGCUAUUAAUAUAUAUAUAUAUUUUUUUGGUGGCUUUAAGCCAUCUGAUCCACUAUGUAAUAGGUAACAUGUUUGUUUUUUUAAAUUGCUGUACUGUAGUUACAUCUUGAGCACACGCAGCCAGAGAUGGAUGUGAACUAGUUUCAGUAUAAGUUUGCUUUUCUUCAUUACGUCUUAUUAUUCUCAACACUGGCAUACAGAGUCAUCUGGCACACACACACACACACACACACACACACACACACACUACAGUUCAACAUUUAACCACAUUCCCUCAUUAUUAUUGUUCUGCAUCCUCUGGUUUUGAAGCAGUUGUCAAACCGUAUUGUUCAUUACAUUCCCUAAGUUAUCUUUGUUAAACGACUAACUGCAGGCCUGAUACUCUGAUACUUUGCUUAAUAAAAUGAGGUGGAGGAAAGCGAA
Molecule: messenger RNA, 7752 nt
Organism: Anarrhichthys ocellatus (wolf-eel)
Lineage: Eukaryota; Metazoa; Chordata; Actinopteri; Perciformes; Anarhichadidae
Gene: usp6nl
Product: USP6 N-terminal like
Exons: 14
Coding region: 3966-6668 (900 amino acids)
Biological process (GO): regulation of GTPase activity
Molecular function (GO): small GTPase binding; GTPase activator activity
Source: RefSeq, a predicted model, not a curated record